Messenger RNA from Aedes aegypti (yellow fever mosquito), 1865 nucleotides. Its product is annotated as UNC93-like protein. The coding region runs from base 253 to 1746 and encodes 497 amino acids. Gene Ontology annotation, cellular component: plasma membrane; striated muscle dense body. The record is from RefSeq and is a predicted model, not a curated record. Lineage: Eukaryota; Metazoa; Arthropoda; Insecta; Diptera; Culicidae. Gene Ontology annotation, biological process: regulation of potassium ion transport; regulation of muscle contraction. Gene Ontology annotation, molecular function: potassium channel regulator activity. The transcript is spliced from 6 exons.
UCGGAAUCGUUCUCGUUCAAGUGGGUUAUUAGUCCGUUGGGGCUAAGGAGCGUUUAGAUGUCACAGUCCAUAAGGGGUGCUGUAGUAGACUGGUUUGGUGUCCGUCGCGAUGGAAACCAGUUUUUGAACGAGAGACACCCUAGCAUCUUAGUAGAUCGUUUCGGUGGCGGCGCCUACUUAGUAGAGAUCGCGACGUUAAAUCGAGAGGAAGUGUUUUUUGGAUAAGGUGUUAGUAGGCCGUGAAUGUGAAUUAUGGACAACGGAAACAUAGCGGAAGGCGAAAGUAAUGGAUCUGCUGCGACGGCUGUGGUGUCCGGGAAGGAAAGCGAUCAGGAAUUCGGUCCACGAGAAGGCUAUCGGAUAAUCAAGAACAUAGCGAUUUUGGGGUUUGCCUUUAUGAUUCACUUUACGGCGUUUCAUGGAACGUCCAAUUUACAGAGUUCGGUUCACAGCGAUGGAUCCCUAGGGGCAUUUACGCUUGCGUCCAUCUAUGGGUCACUGAUAUUGUCAAACAUCUUUCUACCGGUUAUGGUGAUCAGGUGGCUUGGAUGCAAGUGGACUAUCGUCGUGUCGUUCGUGGCCUACAUGCCCUACAUCGCUGCCCAGUUUUUCCCACGAUUCUACACGCUGAUUCCGGCCGGGUUGGCCGUUGGCUUUGGCGGAGGUCCGUUGUGGUGUGCCAAGUGCACCUAUUUGUCGGUGAUUGCGGAGGCGUUCAGUGUCAUUAAGAAGCGGAAGGUGAAAGCCGAUUAUCUGAUUGUGAAGUUCUUCGGUCUGUUUUUCGUGUUCUACCAGUUGGCUCAAGUGCUGGGAAAUUUGAUAUCGUUUUCGGUGCUCUCCUACGGAGACGACGAUGAUGGAUCUCAAAACAUCUCCACCGCCUACUCCGUUGACGUAUCGCAAACAUGUGGCGCCAACUACGUCGCACCGGUGGAUCGUCAGCUUGAUAACAGCACUAGCGUGAACUUUCACCGACCGGACGCUGCCAAACUAAACACGUUGACAGGGAUUUUCCUGGGUUGCAUGGCCCUGGCCAGCAUUUCGGUGGCGGUGGGAGUUGACUCACUCAAACGCUACAACAGCACUCGAACUGGAUCUGGUUCGGGAAUUUCUGGAAUCCGAAUGCUGGUUAUCACUAUGAAGCAACUGGGAAACAAAUAUCAGAUUCUGUUGCUUCCCAUUACUAUGUUUAUCGGCGUCGAGCAGGCGUUCAUAGCUGUCGAUUUUACUGCGUCGUUUGUCGCCUGUGGACUUGGCAUCCGUUACAUCGGUUAUGCAAUGAUUAGCUUCGGAUUGGCAAAUGCUUUUGCGGCAGCUGUAACCCCAUCGAUCACCAAAGCAAUCGGUCGCUUCCCAAUGAUCAUCGCGACGGCAAUCUUCCACCUGGCGUUGAUUGUGUUCAUGUUGCUGUGGAAACCAACCAACGAUUACUACGCCUACUCGAUUAUCGUCGCCUGCUGGGGUCUUGCGGAUGGUGUGUGGCUUAUUCAAAUCAAUGCACUGAGUGGGAUUCUAUUUCCCGGCAACGAGGAGGCUGCUUUCAGCAAUUUCCGCCUGUGGGAGGCAACCGGCUCGGUUAUUAUGUACGCAACCAGUCCAGUACUGUCGACCUUCACCAAACUGGUUGGCAUCAUGUGCGUUAUGCUAAUCGGGACCGUUGGGUAUACGACGAUUGAGGUGAUGGAGUAUCGAAUCAAGAAAAGUGCUGCCGGAAAACGUUUUGAAAUGAUUCAACAGCAAAGCUAACGCAUCGUAUGCCGGGUAUUUAAAUAAGAUGAAUGAGUGCAGUAUUGAUAUAAUAAAGCUAUGUUGAUUGGCUGUAGCAGUCAUCAAUAUAAAAAUAAAGACAAGAUUCGCUAUAAAAA